AUUCCUUAAAAAAUAUAUUUAAAACGUUUUUACAUGAAUGAAAAAAACAUUCAAUUAUAUUUUCAUUGUUAAAAUAUCAAAAUAAUACUGAAAAAAUUAAAUUGUAAUAAAGGCGUUUAUUCUUCUGGCAUUGGUCUGGCAGUUCGUAGCUGAGGCCAGGAGAAAAGAUGGCGAAUAAUUCAGAGGAUUUUCUGGGUAAUCUGCCGAAAAGAUUUAAAAUGAGUUUUGAUGAUAGUGAGUGUAAUUCAAAUUUAGAUGCAGUACUGAAUCCAACUGACUGUCACAAUAGUGUGGAAGAAGGAACUUUAAUAGGUGGUGAUACAGCCUUAUCAGUGGGGUCUGAAGAAGAAAAAAAUGGCCUCCUCACUUUAUCAGAUAACUACGCUACAGAUGAUGAUGAUGAUGCUUCAUCAACUGUCAGUAAUGCGUCUGAUCUCAGUAUCCUGUCAGACAGUCACCAUUACAAACCCAUGGCCAGUUCGAUGAGCUGGCUGGAGAAACAAAUGCUCAAAGGAGUGAGUCCACGAUUAGUUCUUAGCCAAAUUACAGGAGACAACGCGGAACUACCAGAAACAAUUAGCGACUUAGCAUUAUGGAAGCUAAUAUUUUCUUAUCUUUCGGAACCACCGAGAAGAAAUCCCCUUCCAAAAGUGCAUAGUUUAGAUCAUGUCGUUCAACUUAUUAAACAAUCCAACAAAAUCAUAGUCUUAACAGGAGCUGGGGUAUCAGUUUCUUGUGGAAUACCAGAUUUUAGAAGUAAAGAUGGAGUUUAUGCAAGAUUGGCGGUGGACUUUCCAAAUUUGCCAGAUCCACAAGCUAUGUUCGACAUCACAUUCUUCAGGCAAGACCCGAGGCCAUUUUUCAAAUUUGCCAAAGAAAUUUAUCCAGGAUUAUUUCAACCAUCCCCAUCGCAUAGGUUUAUCAAAAUGAUUGAAAGGCAUAAAAAGUUGUUAAGAAACUAUACUCAAAACAUUGACACUUUGGAAAGGGUAGCUGGUAUCGAAAAUUUGAUUGAAUGUCAUGGUUCCUUCGCCACUGCUACUUGUACUAUGUGUGGUCACAAAGUCUUUUCACAUGAAAUAAAAGAUACUAUAUUUGAGCAGAACAUCCCUUACUGUACUAAAUGUCCCACAUCGGAAACAGGUGAAAAUAUGAGAGGCAUUAUGAAACCAGAUAUAGUUUUCUUUGGGGAAGGGCUGUCUGACACUUUCCAUGAUACAAUGGCCAUAGACAAAGACCAGUGUGAUCUUCUGAUUGUAAUUGGAUCGUCGUUAAAAGUACGACCAGUAGCACUUAUUCCAAGUUCGUUGCCGAGUGAUGUUCCGCAAGUUCUGAUCAAUAGGGAAAGGCUUCCUUACAUGAACUUUGACGUAGAACUUCUUGGAGAUUCUGAUGUUAUCAUCGAUCAUCUGUGUCGAGAGCUUGGAGGUGAUUGGAGCCAAGUAUGUUGGAGAGAGAAACCUCUGACAGUUUGCACAGAACUCGACGUACAAAUUUUCACAUCAGACUCAGAUUCAGGCUCCAGUGAAGAUGAAACCGAUGUGAUAUCAAAGGAAUCCGAAGUGUCAAAAGUAAAAUGUCAGAAGAUAGGGAAGAGGCACAUCGUUGGUGAUGAAAAUACCCGUCAUAUAUCACUGGACUCUUCUAGGGAUAGCGGUAUCGGAGAAAGUAGCAAUAACAGCAGCGAUAGAACACUUUCCCCUACUAACAAUGUGAACAUCCCAAUUCCAUUCGCUUCAUCUACAGAUAAAGCGAACUCAUAUUACUGCAUACAUAAGAGAAGAUAUGUUUUUCCUGGAGCUGAACUUCCUGAAGAUGAAUCUUCGGAAAGUGCAGAUUAAAAGACUUUUUUUUUUUUCUUAUGUAUGUAUAUAUAUAUAUAAAACUUGUUACUAUCGACCCUCGACAUUCUGAUAUUCGGUUUGUUUAUAUAAAUUUCUAUCAGAAAUAUAUUAGUGUAACUUGACCUUAUAUAUAUAUUUAUAAGAAUUAUCCUUGGCGAUAUAAUAUAUAUAUAUAUAUGUGUGUGUGUGUAUAUAAUACGAUUUUUUUUUAAAGGCAAUAUGCAAAUAUUUAUUAUUAUUUUUGUUAUUAUUUUAUUAGUUUGUGAUGAAUGUAUUUCACAUAAGCUUUGUAAAUUAUAUCUUGAUAUACAGAUGUAUGUAGAAGAGGGAAGCAAACCAUAAGUUUUUCUUUUAACUUUUUUUUUGUCCAUAUUUUAAAAAACAACUUUGUUUCUUACAUAAUGGUAUCAGUAUAGUUAAUGGUCGAUAAAACUUGUAACUGUUUAUAUAUUUUUUAAUCCAAAGUUAAUUUCUUAUAAUAUGAAUAUUUUGUAUUUAAAUAUCAAUUAUUGUAAACAAGUUUAUUAAUUUAUUGAUGUUUUCUUAGAUAUAUUAGCAUCUACAUUGAAAAGGUGCGGAGUUAUAAUUUAAUUUUUAAAGUUUUCCAUCCUUAGAGGUUAGUUUCCCUCUGACAAUGUUUUUGUGAUAUAUGCUUACAAUUUUUUAUAUAAAUCUUAAUUUGAAAUUUAUAUAUAACAUCAAAGACUUUUUCUCUUAUUUUAUUUUUUUAAUUUUAAUACUUAUGUUUUGUCAUGCAUUGCAAAUGGCUCUAUAAAUUUAAUUGAAAAAGCAAAACAAAUAAAAAUAUUUUGAGCCGUUGUCGAUUCAUGAUGGUAAUCGAAAGAUGUAGUUACAAUUUAGUUAAUUUGAAAGUAGUUUACAUGAUUAUUAUUUUAUUUUUUUAUUAUUAUUAUUAUUAUAUUAUUUUUUAUUUUUGGAAGACAAUCAAAAAUGGUUAGAACAUGAUAGUUCCUUUGUAUUUCGUCGAGUUACUGUAUCGUUAAAAAUAAUUUUAGCACACACAACAAAAAAACAAAAAAAAUUGAUUAUAAAAGAGUUUUAUAUAUACAUUUAUUAAACAAGUUUUAUAUAUGGUCCGGGACCUGGUACAUUUAAAUUACACCAAAAAAAAAAAAUGUCAUUAAUAAUGUACAUGGCUUAUUUUUACAUAUUUGAAGACAUUUUUAUACAUAAAACUGCUACUAUAAAAAUUUGGCGUUCUAAAUACUAAUAAAUUUGUCAACUGAUCUUCUUUAGAGGUAAUGUCUGGCUGUGUCGAUGUAUUCUAAAGUUUAACCCUGAUAAUGUCAAAGUAGCUAUCUGAUAGAAUCCCAGAGUUAAUAAUGACUCCUUUGAAAUUUUGACAGAUUUUAGUAACAUAUUGUAAAUUUGUAUAGGCAUUAAGAUAAUAUAUGUCAACGUUUAUGUUUGUAUGAAUGUAUAUUUCUGAAUUUAAUAAAUGAAAAAGUUAUCUUAGAAAUUAAGCAAUAUUAAUUGGAAGCUUCUUAAUUUAUAAAGCGGUUGACCACUUUUAACUUAUGAAAGAUCAUGGGAGGAAGGGAAACGAGGUAAUUGUUAUUAGCAAAUUUCUACUAUUAAUUAGUUUGUAUCUUCAUCAAUUUAGUGAAGUUAAAAAUUUAGUAACCAAUUGGUUUAUUUAUUAUUUUUUGCUAUACCACUUUUAUAAUGAAAAAAAAAGAAAAAAGACUUCUUGAUCCCACGACACUGCAAAUUUAACCCAAAGUCUUCACUUCGAUUCACAAAUGAUAAUAUUUAUUAGUUUAUUUCUAUUAAAGGUGAUAUAUUUCAACUGUUAAAAUAUAAUUUUGGUUAAAUUAAUGAAAUGCUAAUGUUAGUGAUUUUUUUGUUGCGAGUUGUUUAUAGUACCAAAAAAAAAUUUAAAAAUCAAAUUAAAAGGAGAUUAUUAUUUAUUAUCAGAACGAAAAAAUGGUUGUUCCUUUAUUAAAAUGAAACUUGUGUCGACAAAAUUAAUAGUAUUGAAAAUAAAAAAAAAUUAUAAAAGUGAGUACAUUUUUGUGUCUGCAAAAUUUUAGUCCAUUUUAUAUUUAAUCAAUCUUUCUCUCGGUACUUAUACUUUUUAUAUAUAUAUUUUUUUAUAAUAUUGAAAAGCGAGCCAAAGUGUAGUUAAUGAUUUCACUAUCACGUUCCUUAUGGAUGAAUAGCUUAAAAGCAUGUUUAGAAAAUCGUUCGAAUAAAAGGGGGUUAUCCUCUUUCUUUUAGUUUAAAAAGCUUACAUUUUAUUAUAUUUUGGAAAGUUCUUAGUAAAUUUAAAUGAAUUUAUAAGGAAAUAUAUAGUUUGAGAUUAUUAUUAAAAAAAGAAAAGAGAAAAAAAAACGUGAAUCAGACAUUUGAACUGUCUUCCUCGAUGUACUGUAUAUUUGUGAAGAUUUUCAGUCGGCUUUUCUGUAAUUAUUUGUAUAAAGCUGGUCUUAAGGUUCUGCAAUAAAAUAGUUUGUAAUGUUUUUGUUUAUUUGAUUAUUAUGUAUCUAAUGUGUAUAAAUAAUUUGCAUGUUUACUAUGUAAUAUUUAUGUUUAUUACUGUAUAAGACUGUGACUUUGAAUUGUUUAAAGAAUUAAUGUUAAAUAUGUAUACUGUACUAUUCACUAAUUAUAAAAAUGGUGGAAAAGUGAUUUUUUUUUUUUUAAUUUUAGAUUAUAUUUUCUUAUAUAUCUGCAGAUUAUUGGUGUUUAGUUUUGUGUAAUAAUAUCCAAACUAAAACUGUCUUUUUUUUUUUUUUAUUACACUUUUCUAUUAUUUGUUUUUGAAAGACUUACAAGAAUUUGUAUUUUAUUGUUAUAUUUACUUUUAAGAUUAGCGAAUGUUUCUCAUUUUAUUUGAGUUCCAUCUUAUAUUUUUGGUAAUUACGAUGUGUAUUAUUACAUAAUAUUUUUUAAAAAGUUAUGUACACAAACCAGCAAGUUCGAAAUUGUUUUUUCUGAAUUGAUCUGUGCUCAGAUCAGUAUUUGUUAAAUAUGACAAAUUUUACAGUUUCUCCCACUGUUAAAUGAUAUGAUUCAUUGUACAAAUUGUACUUUUUUUUUAUUAGCAUUAUAAAAAAAAAAAAAUUAUUUGUCAGACAUUCUUCCUGCAAACAGUUAAGUUUUUCGGAGAUCUGAAUGGAAAUAAAGUAUUAUUUUAUUAAGGUAUUGAUAAUUUGUAAUAAUGGUUUCAUGUUUUGAUAUAUUAUUGUUGUGUUAUUUUUGCUAUAAAAUUAAAGUUUAAAUGUUGUUUCGUUCUUUUUUUUUUCUAAAUUUUAUUAUACCUUAUGUAUUUCAAAAUUAACAUUAAAUAGGAAAAGAACUGAAGAAAUAAAUUCAA
This is a messenger RNA of Nezara viridula (southern green stink bug), 5184 nucleotides long. The record is from the annotation of a GenBank genome assembly. NCBI's taxonomy places the organism in Eukaryota, Metazoa, Arthropoda, Insecta, Hemiptera, Pentatomidae.